AAUCUCUUUAUUACGUAUAUAUAUAUAUAUAUGCAUGUAUGUACAAUUGCCAAGUGCGAUUGCGCGCGCCUCGGUACAACGGAGGAUGCUGGACGAUGUAUCCCGUAUCGCUGGACUUUCCUUACGUCUUGUUGGAACGUGAGGAAAUCAACUCGAUCCUGUACAAGCCAAUCAAUUCCACGCAACGAAUUAAGUAUACAUGUUUCCAUGCUUCCACAAGUUACAUUGUGCUGGGCUCGACCAGUGGCAGUGUUUAUUUGUUCUCCAGAGAACCAUGCUCAUUUUUACAAAUAGUACCUCUCUCGGAGGGUGUAGUUUCGCGUCUGGCGAUAUCACCUGACGAAAAGACUGUAGCCUUGGCAACAACACGCGGCACCGUCUGUCUAGUCUCUUUGAAGUCUACACCGCAACUGAUGGCUGUGUCCACGGAACACAUAUGUAAACAAAUCACCUGCCUCUGUUGGAACAACAACAGUGCUGAAAUAUACAUAGGAGAUGAAGCUGGCACCGUUUCCGUCAUGAUUCUAUCCAUAUUUACAGUUAACGGAAUGUUUCAAACUCCGGCCUGCACGCUGAUGAGUUUGGAUUCCAGCGUGGUACAGCUGAACUUCCUGUCGCCCCUUCUGCUGGUGUCCACGUUGUCGCGCUGUUACAUCUGCGACACGGUUCAAGAGCAGUACAAACAAAUAGGCAAUAAGCCGCGUAACGGCGAGUUCGGCGCGUGUUUUUACACGACGCACGAGAACAUUAUCUCUGAUGUUCAGCGCGAAGAGAAAAACAUCAAUAACACACGAGGCGCGUUCAAUCUGAUUUCCGACAACCACAGCAACAAUCUGAGCGAGAAUCACUCCAAGAUCUUUUGCGCCCGGCCUGGCUCGCGAUUGUGGGAAGUGUCGGCCGAUGGUGUCGUCGUGAAGACGCACCAGUUCAAGGAUGCUCUCGCCGUUCCCCCGACGCCGAUAUUUCGAUCGUGCGACACUCUGGAAUCUAGUCACAAGACGGAUCGCGAGUGGUCCUCGCAAUCCGUCAACUUCUCGCAUCUGUCCGUGAUCGCGCGCAAGUAUUUAUUUUCCUACACUACCAGCGGCCUGUACGUUAUCGAUCCCGCGAGCGCGAGCGUGCUGCUGUGGAACGACGAGCACACGAACAUCAGCAUGACCGCAAUCGUGGACAAUCGAAUUUACCUGAUGACCUGUGAUAACGUUUUUCAUUGUCUAGCAUUAUCCUCACUCGACAGCCUAAUAUUGCGUCUGUAUCAUCGCGAACGGUACAGCGACAGUCUUCGCGCGUGCUUUGUAUAUAAGUCGCAGUUGUUGAGAGCCGUCGGCACCAAGGAGAUCGUCGAGCUGCUCGAGCUGGAAGAUCUGCCGCGCACGUCACGGGACGAGGAAUCGCUCGCGUUGCUGCGGCCGUUGAUCACGUUACUGCAAACCAGCGGUGGCAAUAACAGACCGGCUAAAUUAGAUUCCGGAAUCGUGGUCGUACAUCCCGAGAACGACGCGUUCGCGGACGAUAAAAAGUUGUACGGUCGCGAAAUGACGACCGUGUCUCCCGAAACGUCGAGCGAAGACUCGUCCGAGAUACUGGAAACUGCGAGAGAUCUGAAUGAGGGUCUCGCACCGGAAGACGCGCCCGAAAUCGCUUUGGAAGAUACUCUUCAUUCGAACUACGAGUGCGGUACUACCUCAAGUGACGACAAUCGUCAAAAGUCAAAUUCGCAAGAGAACGUGGCUCAUCGAGUGCAGUCCGAUUUGCAGCUGAUCUACGAUCUGGCGAACAGCAUCAGGCCUAGCAUGUCGGAGAGAGAGAUCGAGGAGAUCGUUUUAGAGAUGGACAAGAGAAUGAGAACCGUCAGAGAGUCGUACAGAGACUCGUCCGGGCUGCAGAAUUUCAUCUACGAGGUAACUCGCGCCGCGGAACUUCAUUGUUACAACACGUUUCUGGAGAACACGUCCGGGCAGUUGCUCCGCACCACCCGCAACGAUUACAUCGUGCGACAAUUCGCGAGAGCCUUUAUCGAGGUGAACGCGCCCGCUUACGCCAGAUGCAGUUGCGGCUAUCCCUGUCCCAUGGACGAGGCCGUGGAGCCGAAGUUUCUGACAAUCGGCGAGUUGCUGAUCAAACGACACGCGAACGAGACGCCAGAGGAGUGCGGUAACAUCUGCGAUAAAGUACCUUACAUGUGGCGCGAGUAUCUGGCGGUUUGCGUUGAGCGGCGCAACACACUGGACGACCUUUUGAGACAGUGCCUUCAAACCAGAGACAACGUCGUGCUGUCGUUUCUCCUGCCCGCGCUGAACGAGCAACAGUGGGGCUGCGUGAACAUGUGUCUGAACGAGAUCGCGGACGGUACUUGCCUGUUCUGCGCGAUGCCGUUAGCGAGGAAACCCGAUUACGACGUGCUGAUGGACUGGAGCGGUAUCGCCCGAGAAAUCAUGAGGAGAGAGGGACCGGAUCAGGCCGCGGCGUUUCUGACCAAACUAGAGAGCAUGAUACCGAACGUUAAAUUAGACAGAAGCGUGUUCCAGUCGAUCGUAUUUACAAAAAUGCUGCACCACCGCGGUCUGAAGAAGUCAAUUGACUUCAGUAAAACUAAUCAGUUAUCGUCGAAGUUCGGUACGGUGUGCUCGGCACAGGUUCGCGAGCAACUGGCGAAAACUCUCGAGAAGGAUCUGAGACGGGCGAUAGACAAGAACGUGUUCGGGACGAGCGCUCAUCACUGGGGUAUGCGCUACCAAACGAAAUCGUCGACGUGCCCGUGCUGCACGUUGUCUCUACAGACACCGAUACUACUAGGUAACAGCGGAAUCGCCAUCUUCCGUUGCGGUCACGCUUACCAUGUAAAUUGUAUGAUAGAGAGAAAGCUCACGAGAUGUAAUCUUCAUCAGUAAAUAUUGUAAAUACGAAUAAUAGAGAGGAAAACAAAAAAGAAGAGUCAACACGCAAUUGUACAAUUUUUCUUUAGAGAUUAAAACUCUCUUCGAAACGUGA
Messenger RNA from Pseudomyrmex gracilis, 2991 nucleotides. RefSeq names its product Hermansky-Pudlak syndrome 5 protein homolog (gene pink). The coding region runs from base 39 to 2891 and encodes 950 amino acids. Gene Ontology annotation, biological process: developmental pigmentation. The transcript is spliced from 6 exons. Gene Ontology annotation, molecular function: protein binding. NCBI's taxonomy places the organism in Eukaryota, Metazoa, Arthropoda, Insecta, Hymenoptera, Formicidae. Gene Ontology annotation, cellular component: cytoplasm. The record is from RefSeq and is a predicted model, not a curated record.